AUGGAGUCAUCGAAUCCAGAGCACUUCUUCGAGACGGACGCUCAGCAGGCCAAGCGUCAGCAGCGCGCUGUGAAGGAGGAGAAUGCCUUUGGCAACCCCCUCCGUAUGCCGUCCAAGAUCCUGGCCGUCAUCCCGGACCCCAAGAAAGCUCACUCCGUCUUCGCGGCCGAAUCGGGCGGAAGGGUGUCCCGCAUCAACACGGAGACUCGGGCCAUCAGCGCAAAAUAUACCGGCCCCUCCGUCCCCGUAACAUGCCUCACCGUCGGCGGAGAGUCUAACUCUGUCCUCUUCGCCGGAAGCUGGGACAAGACGGUCUGGUCAUGGGACAUCGCCACGCGCAAGCCCGCUAUUCGCUAUGACGGCCAUUCGGACUUCGUCAAGGCCGUGGUUAGCGGGAAGCUCGGCGACAAGCACGUCCUCGUCAGCGGCGGCGCCGACAAGAAGAUCAUUGUCUGGGAUGUCGCCAGCGGACGCAAGCUGCACACGCUCCAGGACGCCGCGUCGGGCGCCAGCAUGAUGUCCCUGCAGUCUCUCGCCAUCGAUCCCGUGCUCAGCACGCAAGACGAGCUGGUUAUUGUGAGUGCGAGCAGUGACCCGCAUAUCCGGCGGUGGAAGGUCACCGUCGCAGGGUACUCUCAGCUCCCCAUCGAGACUCCCAAGGUAGCUGCGGCAGAGCAGCAGCUCACGAUCCAGCAGCACGAAACGAGCGUUUACAAAGUCGUGUUUGACAUUGCCGGCGACGACGUGGACCUCUGGACCGCCAGCGCAGACGGCACGGCCAAGUGUCUGCUCCGCGAGAAGGGCUUCACCGCCGAAGAUGUCUUUGAGCACGGCGACUUCGUAAGGGCCAUCGCCUUGACGGAUGACUGGGUCAUCACGGGCGGCAUCAGCCAGGUCAUCAAGGUGUGGGACCGGACCUCGGGGAAGCUGUACGCGUCUAUCGAUGCGCACUUUGAUGAGAUUACAGAUUUCGUCGUCCUGCGGGACCCCACUGGCAGGGAGGACGUGUUGUGCAGUGUUGGUAUCGACUGCACGCUGCGGACGUGGCCUCUUAGUAGAAAGGGACUGGACGGGGUUGUGGAGGAGAUCAAGGCUGCGGCAGACGGCAAGGAGAAGGUGGAAGAAAAAGGUGAGAGUUUGAUGACGGCUGAGGAGGAGGCUGAGUUGGCUGCGUUGAUGGACGAUGAUUAG
This is a messenger RNA of Colletotrichum truncatum, 1191 nucleotides long. NCBI's taxonomy places the organism in Eukaryota, Fungi, Ascomycota, Sordariomycetes, Glomerellales, Glomerellaceae. The record is from RefSeq and is a predicted model, not a curated record.